Diceros bicornis minor is the source of this 1344-nucleotide messenger RNA. RefSeq names its product RNA binding fox-1 homolog 1 (gene RBFOX1). Gene Ontology annotation, biological process: regulation of alternative mRNA splicing, via spliceosome; nervous system development. The record is from RefSeq and is a predicted model, not a curated record. Lineage: Eukaryota; Metazoa; Chordata; Mammalia; Perissodactyla; Rhinocerotidae. The transcript is spliced from 14 exons. Gene Ontology annotation, molecular function: mRNA binding. The coding region runs from base 1 to 1344 and encodes 447 amino acids. Gene Ontology annotation, cellular component: nucleus; cytoplasm.
AUGCAGCAUCCUCUGACGGGGGCCACCUGCGUGGCGCUCCCCAACGUGGGCAUGUGUCCCCAGCUCUCGUGUGCCUUGACUUUUAUGUACUUACAGCAGGGUAAUCAGGAAGCAGCAGCUGCCCCCGACACAAUGGCUCAGCCUUAUGCUUCGGCCCAGUUUGCUCCCCCUCAGAACGGCAUCCCCGCGGAAUACACGGCCCCUCAUCCCCACCCCGCGCCAGAGUACACGGGCCAGACCACCGUCCCCGAGCACACGUUAAACCUGUACCCUCCCGCCCAGUCGCACUCGGAGCAGAGCGCAGCGGACACGAGCGCGCAGACCGUCUCGGGCACCGCCACACAGACAGAUGACGCAGCCCCAACGGAUGGCCAGCCCCAGACACAACCUUCUGAAAACACGGACAACAAGUCCCAGCCCAAGAGGCUGCACGUCUCCAACAUCCCCUUCAGGUUCCGGGAUCCGGACCUCCGACAAAUGUUUGGUCAAUUUGGUAAAAUCUUAGAUGUUGAAAUUAUUUUUAAUGAGCGAGGCUCAAAGGGAUUUGGUUUCGUAACUUUCGAAAAUAGUGCCGAUGCGGACAGGGCGAGGGAGAAAUUACACGGCACCGUGGUAGAGGGCCGUAAAAUCGAGGUAAAUAAUGCCACAGCACGUGUAAUGACAAAUAAAAAGACUGUCAACCCUUAUACAAACGGCUGGAAAUUGAAUCCAGUUGUGGGUGCAGUCUACAGUCCCGAAUUCUAUGCAGGCACGGUGCUGUUGUGCCAGGCAAACCAGGAGGGAUCUUCCAUGUACAGUGCCCCCAGUUCACUUGUAUAUACUUCCGCAAUGCCCGGCUUCCCGUAUCCAGCCGCCACCGCUGCGGCCGCCUACCGAGGGGCGCACCUGCGAGGCCGCGGCCGCACCGUGUACAACACCUUCCGGGCCGCGGCGCCCCCGCCCCCGAUCCCGGCCUACGGCGGUGUUGUUUACCAGGAUGGAUUUUAUGGUGCAGACAUUUAUGGUGGUUAUGCUGCAUACCGCUACGCCCAGCCUACCCCUGCCACUGCUGCUGCCUACAGUGACAGAAAUCAGUUCGUCUUCGUUGCAGCAGAUGAAAUUUCUUGUAACACCUCUGCAGUUACGGACGAGUUUAUGCUGCCGACCCCUACCACCACACACUUGCUCCAGCCCCCACCUACGGCGUUGGUGCCAUGCCCCAAGGUUCCAGCCCCAGCACAGACUUCAGAGGAGCUAAGCUGCACACUUCCAGGCCUCUGCUGUCAGGCAGCUGAGAAUCUGACUGCCUCUCCUCCCCUAUUACAAUUCAUGUUUAAAGUCAUAGUCGCCCAGGAGAGAAAAUAG